Adineta steineri is the source of this 1062-nucleotide messenger RNA. The record is from the annotation of a GenBank genome assembly. NCBI's taxonomy places the organism in Eukaryota, Metazoa, Rotifera, Eurotatoria, Adinetida, Adinetidae.
AUGUAUAGAUCAUUAAGUCAAAGUUGUUUACGAAAUAAAUAUCAUUUAUUAACAAAUUCAGGAUUAAUUUAUAAUAAUAGAUUAGUUUUAUCGAAUAUAAUUCAUGAAAUAUCAUUAGUAUUUGGUUUAUCAUUAUUUUUAUUCUAUCUAUUCUAUCAAUUAUUUGGAAAUUUCGUAUUAAUUUUAUUUAUUAUAUGCGGAAUACUCUCUUCACUUUAUGGCUUACAAGAUAUGUUAUUAUUUCAACCAAAUGAACCAGAUACAGCACGAACAAUCGUUCAAACGCCAGAUUUAUUUCAUAUGGAAUAUGAAACAGUAACAAUUGAAACAGCUGAUAAAGAAAAAUUACAUGGAUAUUUAUUAACACAAAUGCAACGAACAAAUGAAUGUGCAACAUUAGUCUUUUUUCAUGGAAAUGCUGGAAAUAUUGGACAUCGAUUACACAAUGCUCAUUUACUGUAUCAAGCAUGUAAUAUCAAUAUUCUUCUCUUUGAUUACCGUGGUUACGGAAAAUCAACUGGUACACCAUCGGAAACAGGUCUUUAUAUAGAUGCACAAGCUGUCUAUGAUUAUAUUCGUACACGUACGGAUCUUAAUCAAGAAAAGAUCUUUAUAUUUGGUCGUUCACUUGGUGGUGCUGUUGCAUUGCAUCUUGCUUCUCAUCUUGCUGAAACAGAAGCAACACCACCGUUAUAUUGUGUUAUUGUUGAAAAUACAUUUACAUCGAUUCCUGGUAUGGCUAAACGAUUAUUUCAAGUUUUUAUACUUGAUUAUAUACCUUCUUGUUACUAUAAAAAUAUGUUCUCAUCGAUUACAAAGAUUCGUCAUAUAAAAGUACCAGUACUUUUUCUUUCCGGUGAACAAGAUGAAUUAGUUCCUCCACAAAUGAUGCAAAAAUUACAUGAGGAAUGUACGAGUUCAAAGAAACAAUUAAUUGUAUUUUCUGAUGGUCAACAUAAUACAACAUGGCUUUCACGAAACUAUGCAACUCAGAUAAAUAAAUUUCUUGUUGAAUGUUCAACAUUAUCAGAACCGAUAUCGUCAUCCACUGGCUUUAAUUAA